Messenger RNA from Adineta steineri, 2193 nucleotides. Lineage: Eukaryota; Metazoa; Rotifera; Eurotatoria; Adinetida; Adinetidae. The record is from the annotation of a GenBank genome assembly.
AUGGACGAUCUCAGCGUUGAAGUAGGACAUCCAAAUGGUGCCUACUACAAAGCAUAUGUAAUUGGUAUGGAUGAAAGUGGUGUCGAUGUUAAAUAUGAUCAAGAUUUUUUCCCUCCAACAAAAAUUCCAUUUUCCGAGAAUCGCCUUCGACUUCCGCCUGAAUCUAUUGAUCUCAAAAAAUUAUCACCUGGAGAUCAAUGCGAAGUACUCUCUAAAGCUAAAGAAGAUGAACCACUUGGUUGGUGGCCAGCCAUUGCUAAGAUGUUUAAAGGUGACUUUUUCGUUGUUGAUUAUAAAGUUAGUGCUCAAGGUGCCAGUUAUUCGGAUAUUGUAUCUAGUGAUAAAAUCCGUUGUCCAAAUACAAAUCCUCCAAUAACUACUGCAUCAUUUAAACGAAUAGAAUUAUCCGUUGGCAAAGAUAUUCGAGAAGUAUGUAGCAAUCCAGCAAAUCAUAAAGAUUUUAAACGAACAACAGGUGCUGCUGUUGUUCGAUAUGAUGAACAGAAAGAAUCACUUAUUGUCAUCUCAGAUAACGAUGCUACUCUUCGUCGUGCUCAAAUCCUAUCCGAAAUGCAUUUUCGAAAUUUACGUUCAAAAGCUAAACUUGUACAAGAAACUGAAAAAGUUUCGAAGCAACUUGAACUUAUGAAAGUUAAUCAGACAGAAAAAUAUUUCGAAAAAUUUACUCUUAAAAAUGAUUUAAUGGGUCUUGCUAUUGGUACGCAUGGUUCAAAUAUAUCAAAAGCACGAGAGGUACCCGGUAUAACAGGAAUUGAGGUUGAAGACGAUACUUGCACAUUUAAAGUAUUUGGUGAUUCAGAAAAAUCUGUUAAAGAAGCACGUAGUUUACUUGAAUAUAUUGAAGAUACUGUAACAAUUCCUCGAGAACUUAUUGGUAAAGUUAUUGGUAAAAAAGGACAUAUUAUCCAAGAAAUUGUUGAUAAAAGUGGAGUUAUUCGCGUUAAAAUUGAAGGUGAUAAUGAACAAUCAACAACACGAGAUGAAAAUACUUAUCCUACGCAAGUUCCAUUUGUUUUUGUUGGUACUGUUGAAAGUGUUACUAAUGCAAAAGUUUUACUUGAUUAUCAUAUGUCCUGUUUAAAGGAAUUUGAUGAAUUACAAGAAAAAAAAAUUCAAGUUAAUGAACAAUUUCGUACUAUUAUUGGUCCACAAGGUCCUAAUGUAAACACAACGAUUAAUAAUUCAGGUUAUCAAGGUGGACGUUCACAACGAUACGAUUCAGAUCGAAUGAAUAAUUCAGCGAAUACACGUAAUUAUCAUGAUACAGGCUAUCAACAACAACAACAACAACCACGUAAUGAUAAUUAUAACAGUCAACAAACACGUCGAUCAAAUAAUUAUCCAACUGGAAAUGGUAAUCGUGGACGUCGAGGUGCCGGUACAAAUGCAUAUCGUACUGGUCCGCAAGGCGAAACUGGUACGUUUAAUGAUAGCAUGAGAUUUUGUAUAGGCUUUAUUAUGUUUUUUUCUCAUGAAAACAAAUUUUAUUCCGUUAUAACAGUUACAGAAAUGAUAGCAGUUCUCCCCGACGAUAAAACGAAUGAGCUUAUUGAUUGUUCAUCGUCGACAAUUACUGUCACUCGAAAACAUCGUAGCUGGGCAGAUCAGGUUGAAAGUGAAGACGAAGAAGAAGAAAUGUCUGCUAAUCGUAUUGUUACGAUGUCACAACCGAAACCUACUAUGAAACGAGGAGGACAACGUCGCAGACGAAACGGACGGAACCGUGUUAGAUUAGCACAUGGUGAAAGAGGUUAUACUGAACGACGACGAGAUAAUGAUGAUGAAAAUGUUUCAUAUGAUACACAAGAGACAAAUGAAGGUCAACAACAGUAUAACGAUCCAUCAUCAUCUUACCGUAAUAAUAAUAAUAACAACAAUCGAUAUAAUAAUAAUCGUGGUUCUCGUGGUCAACGAGGUGGUGGAUACAAUAGAAAUUAUAAUAAUAACCCAAGCGAAUAUUAUGAAGAUAGUUAUGGAUAUAGCGGACAGUCACAACAAAAUUCAACAUCAAGAAAAUCUCAACCAUCAUCAUUACACAAUAAUAAUAAUGGAAUAGAUUCAGCUAAUGGAGCAACAUCACCCAUAAAUGAAACAGUUAAUGGUAAUGGUAAUGAUAAUAAUAUAACAAAAGGACAAAAAACGACUAAACAUCAAAGUAAUGGUCUUAAAUAA